UUGACAGCUCAAACCAAGAUAUCCGACCGACCGCUGCUCAUGGAGUUAAUCAAUAGGACACUCAUGGAGUUUGACGCGCCCUCCGAAUCACUGGCAGGCAUUCCCUCCAAGAACUUCAUUUGGUUCGACUUCGGGAGCCUAAGGCCGGCGCCCACUGACAGGGAAAGCAAACGCCGGUACGAAGACUUCAAGUGGCGGCUCCGGUACGAGCACCGGGAUGUCAACGUAUUCAUGGCCACUCUUAAUAAAGAGGACUUUAAGGACCUGUUGAGUAGGGAUGAGAAUUGGAUCCAAAUGGGAAUGGGAUCAGAUUCAUCAGACAUGAAGUCCGUUGAUUUGAUGAAUAAAAUAAUACAAACACCGCAAGUGUUUCAAUACGGAGACUGUCGGCGCCAGAAGUCUAGCAAUGAGGUCUACGAGGGGUACCUCACACCAGGGUAUAAACAGUACUGGGCUAUGUAUCCCCGACACUUCAUCAAGAGUUAUUCCAUAGACCUCCGAUUCAAAGCGGAGAAGACUCGGCUCAGGGUAUGUGUCGAUCGGUUCCCAAUCGCCGAGAAUAAUGAGAAGCACUGCAGAGAGGCUCAAGAGGAUGACGGCGAAGUGAAGUUCACGAUCACCGACCCCUGUAGGGGCAAGAGUUUUGAGUCCUGUCCCGGCAUUCACGUCACUAUCGGACUCAGCUCGCAGGCAAUCACAGCCGUCAGCGCCGGUAAUGAUUGUAAAGAUGUGAGGUGUCGAUCACCCGAUCAAAUCAAGUGGACGCUCACCCACUCGGGUAUAUCGUGUAGUGGUGGCCGUACAGUAGUGGCCAACUGGACCUUUCAAAUCAUAUGUUUUGUGUUA
This is a messenger RNA of Oppiella nova, 846 nucleotides long. NCBI's taxonomy places the organism in Eukaryota, Metazoa, Arthropoda, Arachnida, Sarcoptiformes, Oppiidae. The record is from the annotation of a GenBank genome assembly.